Molecule: messenger RNA, 1999 nt
Organism: Coregonus clupeaformis (lake whitefish)
Lineage: Eukaryota; Metazoa; Chordata; Actinopteri; Salmoniformes; Salmonidae
Product: heterogeneous nuclear ribonucleoprotein Q
Exons: 12
Coding region: 157-1797 (546 amino acids)
Biological process (GO): CRD-mediated mRNA stabilization
Cellular component (GO): CRD-mediated mRNA stability complex; ribonucleoprotein complex; nucleus
Molecular function (GO): mRNA 5'-UTR binding
Source: RefSeq, a predicted model, not a curated record
UGAACGUGGCAGCCAUUUUACAUCCUCAAGAGUGAAUGAGUGGAGCCGGACCAGUGCCGGGAGUUUUACACUUUUUCCUCUUUUAAUUCUCACAUUUUCCUUCCGAAAUAAUCAACACCAUACAAGUUGGUGAUCCAUCGGCAGAUUUCUGGAGACAUGGCCACAGAACAUAUUAAUGGAAAUGGUCCAGAAGAACCAAUGGAUACCACUGCUGCAGUUACCCAUUCUGAAAACUUCCAGACUUUAUUAGAAGCUGGUUUACCACAGAAAGUUGCUGAAAAACUAGAUGAAAUUUACAUAGCAGGUUUAGUAUCUCACAGUGACUUAGAUGAUAGAGCGAUCGAGGCUCUGAAAGAGUUCAACGAAGAAGGUGCUCUGCAAGUUCUGUUGCAGUUCAAGGACAGCGACCUCUCACAUGUCCAGAACAAAAGUGCCUUUCUUUGUGGAGUUAUGAAGACAUACAGACAGAGGGAGAAACAGGGGACCAAAGUCUCAGACUCCAACAAAGGACCAGAUGAGGCCAAAAUCAAAGCCCUACUGGAGAGAACUGGCUACACGCUUGACGUGACAACAGGUCAGCGGAAGUAUGGAGGCCCCCCUCCGGAGUCGGCUCACUCAGGGGCGCAGCCCACGAUCGGUACAGAGAUUUUUGUUGGCAAGAUCCCCAGAGAUCUAUUUGAGGAUGAGCUGGUCCCUCUGUUUGAGAAAGCUGGGCCCAUUUGGGACCUGCGUCUGAUGAUGGACCCCCUCAGUGGCCUCAACAGAGGUUACGCCUUUGUCACUUUCUGCACUAAAGAGGCGGCGCAGGAGGCUGUCAAGCUGUGUAACAACAAUGAAAUUAGACCCGGCAAACACAUUGGCGUGUGCAUCUCCGUGGCCAAUAAUAGACUGUUCGUUGGUUCCAUCCCCAAGAGUAAAACAAAAGAUCAGAUUGUGGAAGAGUUUGCUAAAGUCACAGAGGGUCUUAACGAUGUCAUACUGUACCAUCAGCCAGAUGACAAGAAAAAGAACAGAGGCUUUUGCUUCUUGGAAUACGAAGACCACAAAACUGCGGCUCAGGCCCGCCGCAGGCUGAUGAGUGGCAAGGUCAAGGUGUGGGGGAACGUGGUGACGGUGGAGUGGGCCGACCCCAUAGAAGAUCCUGAUCCUGAAGUCAUGGCCAAGGUGAAAGUGCUGUUUGUCCGGAACCUUGCAAGUACUGUAACGGAGGAAAUACUUGAAAAGGCCUUCAGUCAGUUUGGCAAGUUGGAGCGGGUGAAGAAGCUGAAAGACUAUGCCUUUAUCCACUUUGAGGAGAGAGACGGAGCAGUCAAGGCCUUGGCCGACCUGAAUGGGAAAGACCUGGAGGGAGAGCACAUUGAAAUAGUCUUUGCCAAGCCACCUGAUCAGAAGAGGAAAGAACGCAAAGCACAGAGGCAAGCGGCUAAAACACAAAUGUAUGAUGAUUACUAUUACUACGGCCCACCCCAGAUGCCACCUCCCACAAGAGGCAGAGGACGAGGUGGUGGCCGUGGAGGCUAUUCCUACCCCCCUGACUACUAUGGCUAUGAGGAUUACUACGAUUACUAUGGCUACGACUACCACAACUACCGGGGCGGCUAUGAGGAUCCCUACUACGGCUAUGAGGACUUCCAAUCUCCCGGCCGAGGACGAGCCAGAGGCGGAGCCCGUGGUGGUGCCCUAUCCUCCCGGGGCCGUGGAGCGGUCACGCCCAGGGGCAGACUAGGGGGUUUCUCCCAGCGAGGAGGAAGUGGCCCUGGAUCAAGCAGAGGGAAAAGGGCUCGAGGCCGGUCCUGACCUGUCACUAUGAAGACUGACCUACUGUGUUGGGUUACACCGGAAGCGGCAACGGAUACAGAUGGAAAAGUCAGCGAAAUGGUCCAAUAUUCCAGCCUUACAGAAGCAUCUCCCCCAAACUGCCACCUAAACAAUCACCAGAUUAUUUAGAUAAACUCGUCACCCCUGUAUGCGCCCCCCUCCCCCUUACACCCAGUGUAUU